Messenger RNA from Dromaius novaehollandiae (emu), 7566 nucleotides. RefSeq names its product ATPase plasma membrane Ca2+ transporting 4 (gene ATP2B4). The record is from RefSeq and is a predicted model, not a curated record. Bases 607 to 4323 code for a protein of 1238 amino acids. Gene Ontology annotation, molecular function: ATP binding; PDZ domain binding; P-type calcium transporter activity. Gene Ontology annotation, cellular component: intracellular membrane-bounded organelle; plasma membrane. NCBI's taxonomy places the organism in Eukaryota, Metazoa, Chordata, Aves, Casuariiformes, Dromaiidae. Gene Ontology annotation, biological process: calcium ion transmembrane transport; regulation of cytosolic calcium ion concentration. The transcript is spliced from 23 exons.
CCGCCCCCGGCGGCGGGAGCCCGCCCCGGCCCGGCCCGGCCCGGCCCGGCCCGGCGCGGGUUGCCAUGACAAGCAGUUUCUCUCGCUAGCGCCGGAGCCGCCGCCGCCCUCCUCCUCCUCUUCCUCCUCUUCUUCCUCCCAUGGCCGCCCGCGGGGGCUCCGCCGCGGCGCCGCGGGGGCUGCGCCGGUUUGGGAGCUAACGGGCAGCGUCCCCGGUGCCCGGCGCGGCACCGCGUCCCCGGCCCCGGCGGAGGUGUAAUGCAGCCGCUUAUUAUUCCGGGCAGCUCCAGUCGCUGUGGUAUCCAGGGAACCCUCCUCCUUCUCCAGGAGAUGCACGCUGGUCGUUGCUAAGGUCGCCUCCACGGUAACAUGCACAUCCUGUUUACACCUUCAUCCGGAGAAGUUGGGCUUGGCUAGAGGCACCCGCUUCACCUGGGAAGCUCCCGCGGGAAGCGCCCGCUCGUCGCCCCCGCCGCGUCUCCUGCGGAGCGGGGCUGCGCCGAGGCUCGCCCGCCUCCCCCAGCGGGACCUCGCGGCGCGGAGGCGAGGAACUAGGAUCCCGUCCUCUCGCGGCAUCGCCGUCGCGAGCGCGGCUGCGUCGGCGCGAUGACGAACAACGUGGCUGACCACCACCCUGGGAACUCGGUUGCCGAAGGCAACCAUGAGGGGGACUUUGGUUGCUCCGUGGUGGAGCUGAGGAACCUCAUGGAGCUGAGGAGCGCCGAGGCGGUCGCCAGGCUCAACGACUCGUACGGAGGCGUGCAGAACAUCUGCAAGAGGUUGAAGACGUCGCCGGUGGAAGGCCUAUCCGGGAACCCGACCGAUUUGGAGAAGAGGAGGCAGGUGUUCGGCCAGAACUUCAUUCCUCCCAAAAAGGCCAAGACGUUCCUGCAGUUAGUGUGGGAGGCGCUUCAGGACGUCACACUGAUCAUCUUGGAAAUCGCAGCCAUAAUCUCCCUGGGCCUGUCGUUCUAUCACCCCCCGGGCGGCGACAACGAAUUGUGCGGCCAGUCGUCGGGUGGCGUGGAGGACGAGGGGGAGUCGCAGGCCGGCUGGAUCGAGGGCGCCGCUAUCUUGUUUUCGGUGAUCAUCGUGGUGCUGGUGACCGCCUUCAAUGACUGGAGCAAGGAGAAGCAGUUCCGGGGUCUCCAGAGCCGCAUCGAGCAGGAGCAGAAAUUCACGGUCAUCCGCAAGGGGCAGGUGAUUCAGAUCCCGGUGGCCGAGAUCGUGGUGGGAGACAUCGCGCAGAUCAAGUACGGUGACCUCUUGCCAUCAGAUGGCAUCCUGAUCCAAGGGAAUGACUUGAAAAUUGAUGAGAGCUCACUGACUGGGGAAUCAGACCAAGUCAAGAAAUCCCUCGAUAAAGACCCCAUGCUGCUGUCAGGUACCCACGUGAUGGAGGGGUCUGGACGGAUGGUGGUGACUGCUGUGGGUAUAAACUCGCAGACGGGAAUCAUCUUCACCCUCUUGGGUGCAGGAGAAGGAGAUGAGGAAAAGAAGGUGAAGAAAGGUAAAAAACCCGGAGCCCCCGAAAAUCGCAACAAAGCUAAAACUCAGGAUGGUGUGGCCUUAGAGAUCCAACCCCUGAAGAGCCAGGAGGGAGUGGAAAAUGAGGAGAAGGAGAAGAAGAAAGUGAAAGUCCCCAAGAAGGAGAAGUCUGUGCUGCAAGGGAAGCUCACGCGCCUGGCAGUCCAGAUCGGGAAGGCAGGGCUCAUCAUGUCAGCCAUCACAGUCAUCAUCUUGGUGCUGUACUUCGUGAUCGACACGUUCGGGGUGCAGGGCCGGCCCUGGCUGGCGGAGUGCACCCCCAUUUACAUCCAGUACUUUGUCAAGUUUUUCAUCAUCGGUGUCACUGUGUUAGUGGUGGCUGUGCCCGAAGGGCUCCCGCUGGCCGUCACCAUCUCCCUGGCCUACUCUGUCAAGAAAAUGAUGAAGGACAACAACCUUGUGAGGCACCUGGAUGCCUGUGAGACCAUGGGCAACGCCACCGCCAUCUGCUCGGACAAGACAGGCACGCUCACCAUGAACCGCAUGACCGUGGUGCAGGCCUACGUGGGAGACACCCACUACCGCCAGAUCCCCGACCCCGAAGCCAUCCUGCCCAAGGUCCUGGACCUCAUAGUCAACGGCGUUGCCGUCAACUCUGCCUACACGUCCAAGAUCCUGCCACCAGAGAAGGAAGGGGGGCUACCCCGGCAAGUGGGGAACAAGACCGAGUGUGCCCUGCUGGGUUUCGUGCUGGACUUGAAGCAGGAUUACCAGGCCGUGCGGAACGAGGUGCCGGAGGAGAAGCUGUACAAGGUCUACACCUUCAACUCGGUGCGCAAGUCCAUGAGCACGGUGCUGAAGAACGUGAACGGCAGCUUCCGCAUGUACAGCAAGGGAGCCUCCGAGAUCAUCCUCCGCAAGUGCACCAGGAUCUUGGACAAGAAUGGCGAUCCCCGGGUAUUCAAGCUGAAGGACCGAGAUGAGAUGGUGAAGAAGGUGAUUGAGCCCAUGGCCUGCCAUGGGUUACGGACCAUCUGCCUGGCCUUCCGUGACUUCCCCGCUGGUGCCGAGCCGGACUGGGACAGUGAGAACGAGAUUCUGUCUGACCUGACCUGCAUCGCUGUGGUCGGGAUAGAGGACCCCGUCCGGCCAGAGGUGCCAGACGCCAUCCUGAAGUGCCAGCGUGCGGGCAUCACCGUCCGGAUGGUGACAGGGGACAACAUCAACACCGCCCGCGCCAUCGCCACCAAGUGCGGCAUCCUGCUGCCGGGAGAGGACUUUCUGUGCCUGGAGGGGAAGGAGUUCAACCGGCUCAUCCGCAACGAGAAGGGAGAGGUGGAACAAGAGCAGCUCGAUAAGAUCUGGCCCAAGCUGCGCGUGCUGGCCCGCUCCUCCCCGACGGAUAAGCACACGCUCGUGAAAGGAAUUAUCGACAGCACCGUUGGCGAGCAGAGGCAGGUAGUGGCUGUGACGGGAGACGGGACCAAUGAUGGCCCAGCUCUGAAGAAAGCAGACGUUGGAUUCGCGAUGGGCAUCGCAGGCACGGACGUCGCCAAGGAGGCUUCAGACAUCAUCUUGACGGACGACAACUUCACCAGCAUCGUCAAGGCGGUGAUGUGGGGACGCAACGUCUAUGACAGCAUCUCCAAGUUCCUGCAAUUCCAGCUGACCGUUAACGUCGUGGCCGUCAUCGUGGCGUUCACGGGUGCCUGUAUCACGCAGGACUCUCCCCUGAAGGCGGUCCAGAUGCUGUGGGUGAACCUGAUCAUGGACACCUUCGCCUCCUUAGCCCUGGCCACAGAGCCCCCCUCUGAGUCUCUGCUGCUCCGCAAGCCGUACGGCCGCAACAAGCCACUCAUCUCCCGCACAAUGAUGAAGAACAUCCUGGGUCACGCGGUGUACCAGCUAACUAUCAUUUUCACGCUGCUUUUUGCGGGGGAGAAGUUUUUUGAUAUCGACAGUGGCCGGAACGCCCCCCUGCACUCCCCACCCACCGAACACUACACUAUCGUCUUCAACACUUUCGUCAUGAUGCAGUUGUUCAAUGAGAUCAACGCUCGCAAGAUCCACGGGGAGAGGAACGUCUUCGAGUCCAUCUAUCGGAAUCCCAUCUUCUGCACGGUGGUGCUUGGGACCUUUGCAGCUCAGAUCAUCAUUGUGGAGUUUGGUGGGAAGCCGUUCAGCUGCUCUGGGCUCACCCUGAGCCAGUGGUUCUGGUGUAUUUUUAUUGGAGUGGGAGAGCUCCUUUGGGGUCAGCUGAUCUGCACUGUCCCAACCAGCCACCUGAAGUUCCUGAAGGAAGCUGGGCAUGGCAUCACCAAGGAGGAGAUCCCAGAAGAGGAGCUACCUGAGGACGUGGAUGAGAUUGACCACGCUGAAAUGGAGCUGCGGCGUGGGCAGAUCCUGUGGUUCAGGGGCCUCAACAGGAUACAGACUCAGAUGGACGUAGUUUACACAUUCCAGACCGGCGCCUCCUCUUUGCAGGGAGCCCUCAGGAGACAGCCUUCCAUCGUGAGCCAGCACCACGAUAUCAAAGUGGUGAAUGCGUUCCGUAGCUCCUUGUACGAAGGCCUCGAGAAACCCGAAUCCAGAAGCUCCAUUCAUAACUUCAUGACUCACCCAGAGUUCAUCCUGGAGGAAGACGAGCCUCGAACACCAUUCCUUGACGGCGCUGAAGACGACCCCGAGACUGAUGGACUCAAAAAGCGAGGUGGGGGUAGCCCGGGUGGAUCUACAUCCCUCAACAAAAAUAACAAUGCAGUGGACAGCGAUCAAGUCGAGGUCACCAUCCCGGAGCCCGAAAGCCCCUUACACAGCUUGGAGACAUCGGUUUGACCUUAGAACUUCGAACCCCCCUCCUCCUCCACCCUCGCCCGGUGUGAUAUCGGCACCAGUAACUGAUCACACACUGCGGUCACUUCAUGUCAAACUGCUCAUACGUAUAUCAUUUGGGUUUUUUUUUUUCUUUUUUUACAAUUAUUUAGCAGUGGGAACCAGAGUACCACAAUGCUGGGUGUUGGGAGGGGCUAAGCCAAAAUUGUGCAUCUUCAUCCCUAAUUUUCAGUGGUACUCGCCCAAGCAAAACAGCCAGGUUAUUUCCUCUCUGAGAGUUGGGCCCCAUGCAUCUGUAGGGGGGUUUCACUUUGAGAAAUGCAUGUUCAAAGAAAGUUCAAAUUGUCAUAGUCUUACAUGCACACUCUGUCCGAGGGCAGGAGGGUGCACUUGUGACUUUAUUUUUCCACUUGUGGUUUUUAGUUUUUUUUUUUUUUUUUUCUCCUAAUGUUGGGGUUUUUCCUUUGCUUGUGAAAUUUGCCCCCGGUAACUUCACGGUGGGAAGUGGGGGAGCUAGCACUGUGGUGCGAAAAUUAAACAAACAGCCAGGGGGAAGGUGUUUACCCACAGGUUGAUAGAUACAGGGAUGUACACCAGUCUUCCACCUUUAAAAAUGGUACCUAGCCUUUACAGUUCCUCCUCUGUGUGUGCAUGCACACUUUUCUCUCUGUUUCCAAAGCAGUAGUUGUUAGACAAGGGAUGAAGGGGACUUUGCUGUAACCUUGCUGGAUUUGAAAGAUUCUGAUUUUUUCUACAAAACGAAGUGGAGGUGAACUGGCAGUGUGGGAGUGGUGAAGAAAAACCCCAGGAUCGUGAGAUAUGGGGCUCCUCCCUGGGGAAUCUUAAGAAAUGCCUCUGUCCUGCUCUUGAACAGCUGUGAAAGUCUUGGCAAGAGCCAUGCAAAACUUUUAACAGUUCCUGCCAUCAGGAGCGGAGGGGCUUUUGGCGCUCGCAUGUUCUGGCUUGUGUAUUUAGGCUAAAUAAUCCUUGAGCGUUGGAGUACAAGCUGUGGUUCCCUCCUGGGGAAUCCCCGAGGACGAGGCAGCUGUGCCCACUGGCUCUGCACAUCACUUCCAAAGCAGUAGCAGGCUGAGAGGAGAAUGAGCGUCUGGUUAUUGACAGUACAGCUGGGUCAAGUCAUGGAUCGCAGAAGAGACAGGGCAGGUAGGCUCUUUGGCUGGUGGAAGGGAGAGAGGCUCCUUGGCUGAUGGGAGGAACCUUGACAUCCAUAGCGGAUUUGCCAAGGGAGGCACUUCCUUGCAGAGCUGGUAGGUUGAUUGGCUAGGUCUUCCAGAGAAGGUGCCACAUUGAGGCUUGCCUCACUUGCUGCUUUUUUGAAGGCCAUCUCUUCACCCUGCUUCCUGCCUUACCUUGGCCUCCCCUAACCAUUUCUCUCCAGGUGAGAAUCCUGAGCAGAGGCCCUGGGUGUCCUGGGCAAGUUUGCUCUGAACCAAGCCUCCUGCGAAGCCAAGAAUGGGCCAGACCAGGAGACAGGAGAUUGGUUUGCUUGGGCCUAGUUUCUUCACUGUGGGCUCUUGUUGGUUCAUCCCCAGCUGUUGGCCCCAGGUGGGAAGGGCUGGAAAAAGCUCUGCCGCCUUCUCUCCCUUGUCCCAUUUGGUUUGGUUGGAAGCAGUGAGAACCUGGCUGUAAUUGGCUGUACAAUGUUGUCGUCUUUGCCCGGCCUCUGUCCCUGUAAGUGGAGAGGUUUUAGCGACAGGGUGGGUUGGCUGGUUUCUUUCUUUCUUUUCUUUUUCUUAAGAACGCACAGCAGAAUCUCCCGUGCCUUUUCCGAGCACUGCCUGCAGCACCGCCUGCCACUCGAGAGCCCAGUACUUUGCCAAGAAAUAAGUGUUCCUUAAAUGACAGCAACCAAAACCCAGCGUCUUGGUUUCCUUUCCAGUCCAGCACUGACUUGUCCCUUCCUUGGGGUGGGAGGAGGGAAGGACGAGGUCUCGCCGCGCCGUUCCUCUCCCAGGUAGCUGAGGAAAGGCCCUUCUCCCACGGGUCUCCUGCCUCGGUGCUGGCGAAGGCAGGCGAGCGCUGGGCUCCGUACACUGCCAACAGCGAGAAGAAGUUGCCACCACUGCCCAUCUCAGUUGCAAAUCCAGUGUCGAGACACCUGCCCGUGCAGACAACCCCAUCGCUGUCCUCCCCUUCCGUUCUUCACGCGAGCUGAGAAAACGCCUUGGGCAGAACCGGGGGCGGGAGGGGGCUGGCGGUUCCUUAGCCGCACGCGGGUGACGCGAGAGGAGAGGCCAAAGCGUGGCGGGGUUCGUUCGGGUCUAAAGGUGACAUUGCUUAAAAGAUCACUUUUUCUAUUUUAAAUACUUGCAAAAAAAGGAUGAAAAUACGGUGUUCUUACAGGCUUACAUAAAUAUUUAUUGAAUACUUUAUGGGGGGGACACUGAUUUUUGUUUCUUUUGAUAUUUUUUUAUUACCUCAGACCUGUUGUAAGAAAAGACUUAAAAAACCAACGAAAAAACAACAAAAAGCUGACUUUGGAGGCUCUUAAAGUCACUCCCAGAAAUCUGUGACUGGCAGGUUGCCACAAGGGUCUGGUUGUUCUUUAGUUGAUAUAUUUUUGUUGUUCUAGUUUCCAUAUUAGGAGGGGGAGAAAUAAUUAUAUAUAAAUAUUAUGCAAAAAAUAUAGUUUUCUUUAGAUCAGAAACUGAUAUUUUUAUGUCAGCCAUAUGUAUUUUGUUUAAAGGAAAAAAAAAUCUUGAGUCAUGUGUCUGCAACGGCAUGUGACCGUGUGACAGCAGUUCAAAGUGACAGGUAAUUUAGUAUAUCAGCGAUUGGAUGCCAGUCAGCUUCCUUUUCUCUGAGCAGCCAUCUUUAUACUAGAUGUUAGUUGGAUGACACAAAUGUUUUUUUAUAUAAAUUAUGUUGGUAUGGCUGGUUGCUUAAAGCAUAAACGUUUAUUGUGCAUACAUCUUAUGUAAAGUAUUUUUUCUAUUUAGUUUCCGUGAUAUACUGGCAGCAGAUGACUAUUGGGUUAAGUUAUUGAGGACAUUACGAAACCGUUGGGGGAGAUUGGUGCUCUACACUAAAAGGCAUGGUCGGCGGCAUGAACUUCUGGGGACUUCUCUGCAACAUGCCUUGAAGGAGGGGGAGAUUUGUGCUUUGUUUGAACUGCCACGAGUGUGCACGGGGAGAGUGCCAUGCCAGACAGGAACUGAAGUAAUACCCUGUGAUACGUGUUAACUUGCCUUGGAAUGCUUUGUUAUUAAAACACUCUGAACAUAA